Beta vulgaris subsp. vulgaris (sugar beet) is the source of this 2281-nucleotide messenger RNA. RefSeq names its product laccase-4. The record is from RefSeq and is a predicted model, not a curated record. Gene Ontology annotation, biological process: lignin catabolic process. NCBI's taxonomy places the organism in Eukaryota, Viridiplantae, Streptophyta, Magnoliopsida, Caryophyllales, Amaranthaceae. Gene Ontology annotation, molecular function: copper ion binding; hydroquinone:oxygen oxidoreductase activity. Gene Ontology annotation, cellular component: apoplast. The transcript has 6 exons. The coding region runs from base 135 to 1832 and encodes 565 amino acids.
AUGGUUGGUCGUAUAUAGAUAGUAAGUCUUAAAAUGUGCUGAAGACAAUAUAAUUAAAUCAACCAAAUAAAUCUUAUUAAGGAACUUAGCUUAUAGUUCAGAAAAAUAUAGAGUGAAGGAUCAAUAACACAGGAAUGCUGAGGGAAACAACAAUGGAACCUUGGAUACGUGCUGUUUUUCUAGUAAUGGUAUUGUUUCCAGCAUUGGCAGAGGCCAAGGUUAGGCACUACAACUUCAAGGUGGUCAUGAAGAACUACACAAAGCUUUGUUCCACCAAGCCCAUUGCUACUGUCAACGGCAAAUUUCCAGGGCCAACCCUUCGAGCAAGGGAAGGUGACAAUGUUCUAGUCAAGGUCAUCAAUGAUGUCAGUUACAAUGUCACUAUACAUUGGCAUGGCAUACGGCAGCUUAGAACAGGAUGGUCAGAUGGUCCGGCAUACAUAGCACAAUGCCCUAUACAACCGGGACAAAGCUAUCUUUACAACUUCAGCAUCAUAGGGCAAAGAGGCACACUUUUCUGGCACGCACAUAUAUCUUGGCUAAGGGCCACUAUGCAUGGAGCCAUUGUUAUUCUGCCUAAGAAAGGCACCCCAUACCCUUUCCCACAGCCUGUCAAAGAAAAAAUUAUUGUGUUAGCGGAAUGGUGGAAAGCAGAUACAGAAGCAGUGAUUAAUCAAGGUACACUGUCUGGUAUGCCACCAAAUGUAUCAGAUGCACAUACCAUGAAUGGAUAUACUGGACCAAUUCGGAAUUGUUCAAUCUCUUCUCAGGGUACUUAUACCCUACAUGUUGAGCAUAACAAAACCUAUCUUCUACGCAUUAUCAAUGCUGCAAUCAAUGACGAGAUUUUUUUCAGAAUUGCUGGUCACAAAUUUACUGUGGUAGAAGUUGAUGCAAGCUACACAAAACCAUUUGUAACAGACACUAUCUACAUAGCCCCUGGACAAACUACAAAUGCACUUCUUAAGGCUGAUCAAUCCCCUUCCAAGAAAUACUUAAUUGGCAUGUCUUCCUUCAUGGAUGCGCCAUCAGUAGCUGUCGAUAACACAACAAACUAUGGCCUAUUGCGCUACAAUGGCGGUCCACUUGGCUCGCGCCUUGUCUUAACCACAAUGCCUCCAAUCAACGCAACCAAAGCUCAAUUAAAUUUUAGCAAUGCACUUCGAAGUCUAAACUCGAAAAAAUAUCCCGCGCAAGUCCCCUUAACCAUUGAUCAUUCUCUACUAUUCACCACGGGUGUUGGUGUUAACCCUUGUGCAACAUGUCUAAAUGGUAGUAAACUCGUAGGUAACAUUAACAAUGUUACGUUUGUUAUGCCAAGUAUUGCAUUGCUUCAGGCUUAUUACUACAACAUUAGUGGAGUUUUUACAGAUGAUUUUCCAUCGAAGCCUCCUACUAAUUUCGAUUAUACUAUUGCAAAUUAUACUGGAGGUUUGGCUACUAUGAAUGGUACUAAGGUUUACAGGUUAAGUUAUAAUGCGACGGUACAAGUUGUGCUACAAGAUACGUCCAUCAUUGCGCCCGAAAGCCAUCCGCUACACCUACAUGGGACUAAUUUCUUCGUUGUUGGUAUGGGUACAGGCAAUUAUAAUGCUACUAAGGAUUUUAAAAACUUCAAUCUCGUCGAUCCGGUUGAGCGCAAUACAAUCGAUGUACCUACUGGUGGAUGGACUGCUAUCAGAUUUCGAGCUGAUAAUCCAGGUGUUUGGUUUAUGCAUUGUCAUCUGGAGGUACACACUUCAUGGGGACUAAAGAUGGCAUUUUUAAUAGAGAAUGGUGAUGGACCAAAUAAGUCUAUCAUGCCACCUCCAAAAGACCUACCUAAAUGUUAAAAGUUCAAUAAAAAAAGACAUCCUUGCAUAGAUUCCAUUGGCUUAUGCUCAAUGGAGAGAGAAGAUUCUUUGGAGAUUCUUUAUUAAAAAAACUUUGGGUUUCAACUUUUUGUGUUGUUACACAACAAAAGAGAGGGAGUAUUAUUAUAAAAUAAUUUACUAUAUGAGUGAUUUAAUUUCUUGGGAGAAGUUUGGUUUCCCAACUUCAAACUGCAAAGCAGCUUCAAAGUGCAUCAUUAGGAGAAGAAAACUGAAAGAAGAUAAUAUGGCAGUGCUUUAUUUUUUUUUAUUUCUAGAUUUUCUUCUAAGUUAUGUAAAUUUGUGCAAUGUUUUAGGACAAAACAACACAACCCCAUCCCUUUUGGUUCUGUUUUGUUUGCUUUUGUAUAGGCAUAAAGUUUGCUACAUAUCUCUCCAAUAAAUGAAAUUGUUUGAAACUUCAUAAUAAA